AGCCGAUGAAAAUUAAAUUGGGCUAAAUUCAAAAUUGAAUAAUGAAUAUUUUGUUGAAGUAGCUCGUCCCCAAUUUUUUUAUUACGAUUAACUGUCCUUGUACACUUUCAUAUUUACUAUAAAAAUUAUUUCAUAGGUAGCUCAAAUACGUUCUUUGCUACAGCAGGUUGUUUACUUCACCCUACCUACAAAUGUUAGUGAUAGGUGAUUCGAACGAGAUAAGGAAUAUGAGACCAUCGUAUAUAUAUUACGGAUUGAACGCCAACUGCUAGGCAAAUAGCAAUUAGCGUUAUCCUCAUGUUUUAAUAUUAUCGUGUUAGAAGAUUCAGUUCGAGAAGAAAACUACAUACAAAGAUUUCUAGGGUUUAUUUUCUAGUUAUUAUUGUACUCCAUUGUAAGAAUGUCGACUGCAGAUCCGAGUAAGAAGAAAAAAAAGCCAGUGGCUCCGGUCAAAGACAAAAAAGGACCUGGAAAAAAAGCGAUCGCAGCUCUAAAAGAAGCAUUGCAACAACAAAAAGAAGAAGAGGACAAACUACGUAGAGAGGAAGAAGAGGAAGAAAGACGCAUAGAAGAGCUCGAAAAGCAAAAAGAAGAAAAGUUAAGGUUAGAACAAGAAAAGAAGGAAAAAAAGAAACAAAAGGAGAAAGAAAAAAAGGAAAGAUUGAAAGCCGAGGGUAAAUUUCUAACUCCUAAACAAAAGGCAGACAGAGCACGUGCUCAGUUGCUUUUAGAAACAUUUAAAGCUCAGAGUGAAGCAUUAAGAGCUCCGCCAAAGGUAGAAAAAGUUGAAAACGACGGCGACUCUGAAGGGUCUGACGAAGAGAAUAAUGAAAAUUCAAAAAACGUUGACAACAUUUUGAAAAAUGAUAAACAGGUUAACAAUGAAAAUGGGGAAACAAGUAAUGAAGAAGAAUCAGAUUUAAGAGCUGCAGUUGUAUGUGUUUUAGGUCAUGUAGAUACUGGUAAAACUAAAAUAUUAGACAAGCUGCGAAGAACUAAUGUACAAGAUGGAGAAGCUGGUGGCAUUACUCAACAAAUAGGUGCUACUAAUGUGCCACUUCACGCCAUAAAAGAACAAACAAAAGUCGUCAAUAAUUAUGCGAGUAGAAAAUUUUUAAUUCCCGGUUUAUUAAUUAUUGAUACACCUGGACACGAAUCGUUUAGUAAUCUUCGUAAUAGAGGCUCAUCAUUAUGUGAUAUCGCUAUUUUAGUUGUUGAUAUUAUGCACGGCUUAGAACCACAAACAAUUGAAUCUAUUAACAUUUUAAAGACUAAGAAAACUCCAUUUAUAGUAGCAUUGAAUAAAAUUGAUCGUUUGUACGAUUGGCAGACCAACCCUCGCAAAGAUGUAAGGGACGUAUUGACUUCUCAACAUCCCAACACUCAAAAUGAGUUUAAGACACGAUCGCAGAACGUCAUUGUACAGUUUGCCGAACAGGGCCUUAAUGCCGCAUUGUUCUAUGAAAAUCCCGAUCCAAAGUCCUAUGUAUCAUUAGUGCCAACGUCAGCAAUUACCGGUGAAGGAAUGGGUAACUUAUUAGAUCUUAUUGUCGAAAAUUGUCAGACUCAUUUGUAUAAAAGACUGGUGUUUAGUGAACAACUACAAGCCACUGUGUUGGAAGUAAAAGCAAUUACAGGAUUAGGAACUACUAUUGACACUAUUUUAGUCAACGGUUACCUUAAAGAAGGACAGACUAUAGUUGUGGCGGGCACUGAUGGGCCAGUUGUGACACAAAUAAGAUCCUUGUUAAUGCCUCAACCGUUAAAAGAACUGAGAGUGAAAAAUGCAUACGUAGAGUAUAGAGAAAUAAAAGCUGCGCAAGGGGUGAAAAUCGCUGCUAAAGAUUUAGAAAAAGCUAUAGCAGGAUUGAACAUAUAUGUUGCUCAUAAACCAGAUGAAAUAGAACACCUCAAAGUAGAAGUUGCGAGAGAGUUGAAGUCUGCACUCAGUACAAUAAAAUUGCAAGAUAGAGGAGUGUACGUUCAAGCUUCAACUUUGGGCUCUUUAGAAGCUUUAUUGGACUUCUUGAGAUCUAGUAAAAUACCAUAUAGCAACAUAAGAAUUGGUCCGGUUGUUAAAAAAGAUGUUAUGAAAGCUUCGAUUAUGUUGGAACACUGUCCAUUGUAUGCAACUAUAUUAGCGUUUGACGUAAAAGUCGAGAAAGACGCUCAAGAAUUGGCGGAUUCUUUGAAUGUUAAAAUUUUUCAAGCCGACAUCAUAUACCAUUUGUUUGACAAAUUUACUGCCUAUCAAGAUGACUUGAAAAGAAAAAACCGUGACCAGUUCAAGUCCAUUGCAGUGUUUCCUUGUAAGCUCAAAGUCUUACCGCAGUUUGUGUUUAAUUCUCGAGAUCCAAUUGUUAUGGGCGUAAUGGUUGAAUCUGGUAUAGUUAAAGAAGGUACUCCUAUAUGUGUUCCAAGUAAGGAGUUUGUAGAGCUGGGUAUUGUGACCAGUAUAGAAAACAAUCACAAACCCGUUGAAACUGCCAGGAAGGGACAAGAAAUUUGUAUUAAAAUCGAACCGAUACCCGGAGAGGCACCAAAAAUGUUCGGUAGGCAUUUCGAUGAAACUGACUUGUUGGUUAGUAAGAUUACAAGACAGUCUAUUGAUGCUUGCAAGGACCAUUUCCGAGAUGACCUGCUCAAGACUGAUUGGCAAUUAAUGGUUGAGCUUAAAAAGUUAUUUGAAAUUUUAUGAUUCAAAUUGAUAAUGUUAAAUUUAAAAAAAAAUAUUAAUAUACUUAUAGAUAUUUUAUAUUG
This is a messenger RNA of Adelges cooleyi (spruce gall adelgid), 2760 nucleotides long. It is a transcript of the gene eIF5B, whose product is annotated as eukaryotic translation initiation factor 5B. The transcript has 2 exons. Gene Ontology annotation, molecular function: GTP binding; translation initiation factor activity; GTPase activity. The record is from RefSeq and is a predicted model, not a curated record. NCBI's taxonomy places the organism in Eukaryota, Metazoa, Arthropoda, Insecta, Hemiptera, Adelgidae. Bases 401 to 2698 code for a protein of 765 amino acids.